UUUUUCAUACUUGGCUGUGGCGGUGCUUUGUGCUUUGUUUGACGGUGGCUCGAGGAACUUAACGGACAUUAUCUCCGUCCGAUAUCUGUUUGGAAAUGACAGGAUCAUCCUUUAAGUCUGCCUUUUAACACCUUUGCGAAAUGGAUUCUGAAACUGAUAAUGGUUCGUUGUGGGAAGAAUGGGAUGAAUGUUUGAAAGGACUAGAAGAAACAGAGAAUUUCGAAGAGGAUCGUGAGGAAAGAAAGACAGCGAAUGAGAAAGAUGAUGAUCGACCCAGCUCGGAGCAUCUAGAAGUUUUGCACAAGUUCUUUGGACAUUCUAAUUUUCGCCCCAUACAAUGGGAAAUAAUCCGAUCUAUCAUCAAGGACCGGAGGGACAAUUGUGUAGUGAUGGCAACCGGUUCUGGGAAAAGUUUGACAUAUCAGUUUCCUGCUGUCUUCUCCAAUGGGCUUUCCAUAAUCAUUUCUCCCCUUAUUUCCCUCAUGCAAGAUCAAGUUUUAUCUUUGCAGAUGGCUAAAAUCCCUGCUGCAUUCCUGGGAAGUGCUCAGGUCUUAAAGGACAGAGUCAUGACAGAUCUGCUCGCAGGAAAAUUGCGAGUGUUGUACAUUACUCCAGAGUUCUGUGUGAAAUCACAAUUUUUUAGUCAAAUGGCAAACAAAAUAAAUAUUACCCUAGUGGCUGUUGAUGAGGCUCAUUGUGUGAGUCAAUGGGGUCAUGACUUCCGUGGAGAUUACAGAAAGCUGGGCCCAAUUCGUCAGUCAAUUCCCGAUAUUCCAUUUUUAGCUGUAACAGCAACUGCCACACCUGCUGUUCGAAAGGAUAUUUGCGAAUCUUUGAAACUAAUAAAUCCAAAUAUUGUCUGUUCAAGUUUUGACAGACCGAAUCUCUUCUUGUCUGUAUCUUCAAAGUCUCAUGACAUAUUUGCUGAUCUUCGAAAGUUUAUGGUGAGGUCAGAAAAUGGUAGAAUAUUCAGAUUUGAUGGCCCCACCAUUGUGUAUUGUCAGACAAAGAAAGCAACUGAGGCAGUAUAUCUCAUCUUACGAGACAACCAAAUCAAUGUUGAUUUCUACCAUGCACAACGUAAGAAUGUAGAGCGUACUCAGGUUCAUGAAAAGUUCAUAAGAGAUGAACUGGAUGCUAUAGUUGCUACUGUAGCAUUUGGGAUGGGAAUUGAUAAGCCUGAUGUCCGCAAUGUUAUUCAUUAUGGUGCACCAAAGGAUAUAGAGUCUUAUUAUCAAGAAAUAGGUAGGGCAGGUCGUGAUGGGCAGCCCUCUAAGUGUCACGUGUUCUACAGUACAAAAGAUUUUGCAAUAACUCAGCACCUGCUCAGUAAUCUAAGUGGGGCUUUCCUGGAGCAUCGUAGAGAGAUGGCAAAACUAAUGGAGCGCUAUUUGGACACAACUGCUUGUCGAAGGCAAACUCUUCUUCUACAUUUUCAAGGAAGCAGUUUUUCACCUAAUACUGUUGAAAUGAAGGAAAACUGCUGUGACAACUGCCUUGCUGGGAUUCUACAGAAACAUUCAAAAGGUCCCAAUAAUGGAAUGCCCAAUCCCACAGACUUGUAUGAUUUCACAGAAGAUGCCGAGUUGAUUCUUAAAACUGUUGUGGCCUUCGGAACUAAAGGCCUUACACGAACAAUACAGUGUCUUAGGGGCUCCAAAACAUCUCACAUUCCUAACAGAGCCAAAGAUGAGGAGUUGCAUGGCAAAGGGAAACACAGGGGUGAAGAAUGGUGGAAAGCUUUGAGUCGUUUACUUAUUCGUGAAGGCUUCCUUGAACAGAAGUACCUCCAGUUUAAUAAAGAAGUCAAAUCCUUCCCCCUUCCUGUGAUGGCAGUCACUAGCAAGGGGCAAAAACUGUUGCUCAGCUUGGCAUCGAACAGAAGAGAAAUUUCUGUCAUGUUGCCACCAGGACAUGAAUUGCAUAAGUUGAUCUUAAAAAAUCUGAAUCUCAAAGCUGCGAAGGAAAAGAAUGCUGCAUCUUCUGGGACUUCCAGUAGUGAUUUAAUUCUCCCUGACUCAUUGACUUCAAGCUCUCAGGAUAACAAAACCCAGAACUCACUCUUCCAUUAUCUGCUGAGAAUAAGAAAAGAUCGAGCAAAUGAAUUAAACUGUGCGCCCUUCCAACUGGCCAGUAUUCAAGCUCUAAUAGAACUAUCUCUUCUGAGACCGUCUAGUGUUGAUUUCUUAAAAAGUGGUUCCGUUGAUGGCUUCACUGAAUUCAUGAUCCAAAGAGACGGUACCUUUUGGAUAUCUCAAAUAGUGAAGUUUUGCAAGGAAAAUGGUCUUACCACCGAUGAAGUUCAAGCAACCUCUGAUACACAACCAUCUGAAGGCAGUUUACCUACAUCCUCUAGAAUAACCUACAUCAAAUUUCAAAAGCAGCAAAUGACUUUAGAGCAAUUAAGCACUGAGAGGAACCUUGUCCGGAGUACUCUAAUUAAUCACCUUUGCGAAGCCUUGAAAUUAGGGUUGCCUCUUGACCUCCCGAGGGCUGGAGUUAUUGAUGAGAUUCGGGAAAAAAUUGUUGAAGUUAUCAGAUCACCUCCAGUCAAUUCUAAUAUAGGCAAAUUAAAGCCCAUUAAAGAAAAUUGUCCUGAAUUUAUUUCAUAUGAUCAGAUUCAUCUGGUAGUUGCACACUUAACAGGUCUAUAUAGAGCAAGUGGAGGGCAGAACACAAGUGCAGUUGCUCCUUCAAAAGGUGGAACUAUGCCCAACUUGAAACAGUUUGCAGCAACAACCUCAACUUCUAUUCCUAGCUUCAAAUCUGCUGCUAAAGAGGUACAAUCCCAGAGUAGUUUGGAUACAUUGUGGUCAAAGACUACUUCUGCAAGCAGUUCAAAGAAACCUGUUAAUCAUUCCUUUUGGCGUGACCAGUUUUCCUCAGAUGAUACAAAAAAUGCAGAGGAUACUGUUGGUGUACCACAAGAACAAGCCAAUUUGAAGGAAGACUCUCCACACCCCAUAAUCAGAGCAAAUGAUGAGCCACAGUCUGAGGCAAACCAUGAUGUGUCUUUUGUUGCAUCGGUGGUGGAUUGGGACGAGGAGCCUUUUGAAACAUUUCAAGAUAAGACUGAUGUUAACAGUGACAUAGCUAUUGUGGGAGGGAAAGUUCAAAUUGGAGCAACCAAGGAUUCUGGCAUUUCUCAAUUACAGUCCCAGGCGCCCACCAUUCCGAGAAGUGUUUCCGCUCUCAAAUCCUCCAUUCCAAGUUCUGCCAAUGUAAAUGAUAAGACUGAAUUGAAUCGAAGCCUGUCUCUAGAUGAAGUAUGUGGAAGUCCACAAAGUGGAUCACUUCCUAGACCCAAAAGAAAAAUGCCUGAGUGGAUUACCAAGCCUAAAGCCCAGGCUGAAGUCCUUAAAAAAAUGAAGAAAAACUCUUUGUUUAAACUGUGAUGUUCUCCUGUAAUACUAAUUCUCUUUUUUAACUUCUUUAACUUUUAUUUUGUUUUAUUUCAACACCAUUACUCUCUUACAACUUCAUGGUUUCUUUAUUCAGUAAUUUCUCUGGAAGUUGCUUCGGAGCUUCGGGUACAUCACAUUCCUCAAAAUCAUAUUCUUGAAGUUAAGACAUCAUGUUUGGUAUAAACCGGUAUUUUGUUUUAUUCAAUAAAGACCCCACAACAUUA
Messenger RNA from Thrips palmi, 3628 nucleotides. Its product is annotated as Werner syndrome ATP-dependent helicase-like. The record is from RefSeq and is a predicted model, not a curated record. Lineage: Eukaryota; Metazoa; Arthropoda; Insecta; Thysanoptera; Thripidae. Gene Ontology annotation, cellular component: nucleus; chromosome; cytoplasm. Gene Ontology annotation, biological process: double-strand break repair via homologous recombination; DNA replication. Gene Ontology annotation, molecular function: four-way junction helicase activity; 3'-5' DNA helicase activity; nucleic acid binding. The transcript is spliced from 20 exons. Bases 141 to 3395 code for a protein of 1084 amino acids.